Molecule: messenger RNA, 1927 nt
Organism: Moneuplotes crassus
Lineage: Eukaryota; Ciliophora; Spirotrichea; Euplotida; Euplotidae
Source: the annotation of a GenBank genome assembly
GCCACAAAUAUGUUGUCUCUAAAAUUGUUGCAUACAGCCAAAACAGCUAGAAUGUUUAAAAUAACUACUCUUUAUCGGCCAUUCAGUGUAAAGAUCCCUUCAACUUUUGAUGAGAUCUCUAGUUUGCUUAAAAGUAAAGGUUCAACUAUGAAAUCAAGUGAAAUUACAGAAAUCAUGAGGAAAACUAAUCAAAUCUUUGAUGACCAAUACUUCAAAACUCAAAGAGAACAUGGCUUGACCAACAUGAGCGCCCAGGACGCUCUUCUCGGUGACAUACCAUCAAAAGCGACUGAUAUUUUCAACAUUUCGCUUGAAACCCUCUCCAGUUCGAUCAGCACUCUUCCAAAAUCUGAGCUAGUGUCAUCACUCUCAUUAAUUGGAAGGUCUAAAUUCCCAUUGCAGAUCCACAUUGACAUAAUAGCCGGUUAUGAGACUCGUAUAAUCGAGUCUACUUCAGAAUAUCCUCUAGUUGACUUGAUUACUCUUGUCCCGUUCUUCACUCAGAUGAGGUACUGUCCUUCCAGGAUCAUCAGCCGGAUCAACCAAGAGGAGAAGUACAUUACUGUUCCAAAUGCAACAAUGAGGGACUUCUUAGCAAGCCUCAUUGAGAUAAAAUAUACAGAAGAGCCAGAGAUUUAUAAGAAGAUAUUCGACCAAAUGAAGCUUAUUGCAGCUAAUAUGGAGAUUAACGAGACUACUACUGUUAUAGAAAGAAUAGCACAAAUUCAGGGGCUAGGGCUUUUUGAGGAUGAAGAUCUUGCAGAUAAAUUCGAAAAUGAUGUCCUUGACUUCUUCUCUAAUAGACUAGAGGACCUGUAUAAAAGAAAUUCUAAGCCAAAUAAUGCGACUUUGACUAAGCUGAUGCUCAGUAAAAGACAGAUUAAUUUUAAGAAUGAUAUUUUGGAGAAAACUUGUAUUGAAUAUUGCUCUGGAAGAAUUUCUGCCUAUUUUGGGUUUGUAAUUGAUUCAUUCCAGCAUUUUGAUGGAGAGUAUAAGGAACUACUUACACAGAAAGUUCUGAAGGAAAUUAAAAGCUCUAAGGUGGAUAUUAGGCACCUGAAUUUAAACCAAGUCUCAAGAGUAAUGACUGAAAUCCUGAAAGUUAAUGAUGCAGAAGUCAGUCCAUUCUUAAAAUAUUUGAAUAGCAUCUUUGAGAAAGAGCCAAAUCAAACUAUCCAGCUUCCUCUAGCAACUGAAUUAGUCUACCAGCUUGCUAGAAAUGGGUAUAUCUCUGCAGAAGAUCCAACUCUUGUAUUCCAAUAUUACCUAGAGCAAGUAUGUGAUGAUUACAUGGACAUACCAGCUGAUCUCUACGUGAAGACACUAUGGACACUUGCGUAUAUGGAAAAUGACGAUAAUCCAAACCCUUUGAUCCCUAUCUUGUUCCAAAGACUCCCAGGAUUAAAACUCUCCAAGCCUCUCAGUGAAGAAGAGGCUGCUUAUUUAUACCAGUUCCUUUACUUCGUUAAGAGCAAAGUCAAAAUGGGUGCUUAUCCUCCUGAAUUCGACAAGCUAAUUUCAAAGCCAGUGCAAAACUUGGCAAAGAAAAAGUAUCUUGAACUUGAUAACUGCCAGCACGAAAAGUGAAAGAAAGAUAUGGGUGAACUCAUGAUCAACGACUUAAGGAUGAAAUUCCAAGAAAACCAAAGAAUUGAUGAUUCACUUCACGUUGACUUCCUUGUCACACCCAAGAACGGAUUAAAGUCCGCUAUUCUGAUCGAGUCAGAUCAAAACAUGAACAUUGAGCUUAAAGAGAAAGGAUUCUAUAACUUUAAAAAGAGGUUACUCAGAAAGAAAGGAAUUCCGAUAGUUUCAGUCAAUGAGCUAGGCUGGGAGGACUACACUUAUCAGCAGAAAAUCAGUGAAAUUGGCAGAAUCAGCAUUGACCAUUCAAGUUUUAGAUAAGCCAAUCUCUGGAUGAUCCUUG